AUGUCCGAAUUCACAUUAGUGCAUGUUCCCCAAAGAGCAGUAAAAGGACAAGUGUUGGCAGAUUUCUUGGCUGACCACCCUGGUAUUACCCUUACAGAUGAAAUAAUUAGUUGCUGCGACAUAGCUAUAUGGGAGAUGUGGUUCGAUGGAUCCAGGACUAGCCUGGGGGCAGGCGCCGGAGUGCAUAUUGUCUCGCCCCUGGGGGCAUCGUACCAGCUAUCAUUCAAACUCCAAUUCGAGUGUACCAAUAAUCAGGCAGAAUACGAAGCCCUAAUAUUCGGCCUUGAGAUCCUGGCCGAGCUGGGGGCAAAGGCGAUUAACAUCAGAGGCGAUUCGUUGUUAGUCAUUAAACAAGUAACCAGAGAGUUCAAAUGUGAGUCUGAACUGUUGGUAAGGUAUUGCAAUAAAGCAAAACAUCUCAUCGAAGGCUUUCAGGACACAAUGAUGGAAUACACAGAGAGAGCCGAUAAUGUUGUUGCGAAUGAUUUAGCCCAGCACGGCAGUGGGUACAAAACGAACCUCCACUUAGACACAAUAGAAAGAGACAUGCCGAAUCUUCAUACUGGGGGCAUCACCGUCGACAAAAGGAGAUUUUUGGCCUACCAACUUGAUGUUAACCAAGAUUGGAGAAUUGAAGUCUUAAAUUGGUUUGAGAAGCCAGACCAUACGAAUAGGAGGUUGAGAACCUUGGCACUAAAUUAUGUAGUUUUGGCAGGCGAUCUGUAUAAGAAGGGCUUUUAA
Messenger RNA from Mercurialis annua (annual mercury), 741 nucleotides. RefSeq lists its product as uncharacterized. The coding region runs from base 1 to 741 and encodes 246 amino acids. The transcript has a single exon. NCBI's taxonomy places the organism in Eukaryota, Viridiplantae, Streptophyta, Magnoliopsida, Malpighiales, Euphorbiaceae. The record is from RefSeq and is a predicted model, not a curated record. Gene Ontology annotation, molecular function: nucleic acid binding; RNA-DNA hybrid ribonuclease activity.